Parnassius mnemosyne (clouded apollo) is the source of this 1815-nucleotide messenger RNA. NCBI's taxonomy places the organism in Eukaryota, Metazoa, Arthropoda, Insecta, Lepidoptera, Papilionidae. The record is from the annotation of a GenBank genome assembly.
AUGAGUUCCAAAUCGGAUGUUAAUAGAAGAGUACUCGCCAUUCAGGCGAAAAAGAAACGACAUAAACUUGGUAAGAAGAAAAAUCGUGAAGAGGACCACGGCGCUGGUGGACAAGGAAAUGGGCUGCGCAAUCAAAAUCAGAAUCGUCUUGAACCAACACAUAGUUCCUCCAAUGAAACUAUCGAGGAGGACGAAGAUGAGCAAUAUGCUAGUGACGACGAAGAGCAAGAAGACACUGCCGAUUACUGUAAGGGUGGAUACCAUCCUGUCAAAAUAGGAGAUCUGUUCCUGAAUCGCUACCACGUCACUAGAAAGUUAGGCUGGGGUCAUUUUUCAACUGUAUGGUUGUGUUGGGAUCUUGUGGACAAGCGCUUUGUUGCGCUAAAGGUCGUAAAAUCGGCACCCCACUUCACGGAAACUGCUUUAGACGAAAUUAAAAUUCUUAAAGCUGUUCGUGACAGUGAUCCUACUGAUCCUAAAAGGAACAAGACGGUACAAUUGCUUAACGAUUUCAAAAUUACGGGUGUGAAUGGAACCCAUGUGUGUAUGGUAUUUGAAGUGCUAGGUCAUCACCUGCUAAAAUUGAUACUCAAAUCCAACUACAGAGGUAUUCCACGAGAUAAUGUUAAAACUAUUAUAAGACAGGUUUUAGAAGGGUUGGACUAUUUGCAUACAAAGUGCAAGAUAAUUCAUACAGAUAUAAAACCUGAAAAUGUGUUGGUGUGUGUUGAUGAAGCCUACAUUCGUAAACUAGCAGCAGAAGCAACAGAGCUACAUUCCCUAGGCCUGAGGUUGCCGCAUUCCCUCAUUAGUACAGCACCAAAAGAAUUUCAAGAGCCAGUUGUUACUGCAAAGAUGAGUAGAAACAAAAAGAAAAAAUUAAAGAAAAAAGCAAAACGCCAGUCAAUGUUACUUAAGAAACAAAUGGAGCAAAUAGAGGAAAUGGAAGAACAGAAGAAAAUUGAGAAUAAUAGUGAGUCCGCUCCAAUGUCCCAAGAUAAUGAUGACUCCCCACAAACACCAGAAGAAGCAAGUGUUAUAGAAACAACACGGUCUGAGAAUGAAUCUAAUGUAAAUGGUUGUGCUGACUUACAAAGACCUGAUGACGAGGCAUUUGACACUGAUGCUGAAGCAGUACAAGUAAGACAUAAACAGUAUAACUGUGGUGACGAUGCAGGAACUCCCAUGUCUGAAGGGGAAAUGACUGAUACACCUCCCUCCUUCAACUCCCAAUCAAAAGGCAAACAGGUUGAUAAAACACCAGAUCCUGCAUUUGAUGUAUGUGACUUAGAAGUAAAAAUUGCUGAUCUAGGUAAUGCCUGUUGGGUUCAUCGACAUUUUACUGAAGAUAUACAAACUAGGCAAUAUCGGUCUUUAGAAGUACUUUUGAGUGCAGGAUAUGGUACAUCAGCAGAUAUUUGGAGUACUGCGUGUAUGGCAUUUGAAUUAGCUACCGGAGACUAUCUUUUUGAACCUCAUUCUGGCGAUGGUUACAGUAGAGAUGAAGAUCAUCUUGCCCAUAUUAUUGAACUACUUGGUGAUAUACCCAAGCGAAUUGCAGCAUCUGGUAAAUAUUCCAAGGUUUUCUUUAAUAAAAAAGGUGAAUUAAGAAACAUAACAGGGCUAAAACCAUGGGGCUUAGUGUCUGUACUCACUGAUAAAUAUGAAUGGAGUCAGAAAGAUGCAGAGGAGUUUGCUGAUUUUUUGAAGCCUAUGUUAGACUUUGACCCUAAUAGAAGGGCCACUGCCUAUGAGUGCCUUCAACACCCUUGGUUGAAAAAGAACCAACCAGAACAAAAAGAGUCCGAGGAAUAA